Pistacia vera is the source of this 1993-nucleotide messenger RNA. RefSeq names its product UDP-glycosyltransferase 73C3-like. The transcript is spliced from 2 exons. The record is from RefSeq and is a predicted model, not a curated record. Lineage: Eukaryota; Viridiplantae; Streptophyta; Magnoliopsida; Sapindales; Anacardiaceae. Bases 315 to 1775 code for a protein of 486 amino acids. Gene Ontology annotation, molecular function: UDP-glycosyltransferase activity.
AUGUUAUCUAAACUAUGCAGGUGAACGAUAAGAUGAAGAGUUAAACUCGGAGGGUGUUCUUCCAGAAAAUUCUGUCUUCAGAGAUGGAAAGGAACAGGCGCUUACAUCACUUGCUAUACUGAAAGAUGUAGAGGAAUCAAAGCUGUUUUCUUGUCCUCACAUGAAGGGACAAAAGAAUGUUAGUUGAAGAUACAAGGAAAAAGGUAGUUGAAAGCCAAAUCUAGCUUAUAGGAUCCGAGGUUAGGUUUGUUUUAACAAAAACAAAAUUCUGAAUUUUCAACCUAUUUUGAUCCACCCUUCAAUAAACAAUAAUAAUGGCCUCUCAAAACCAACUACUUCAAUUUGUUUUUCUCCCACACCUGGCUCAUGGCCACUUAAUUCCCAUGAUUGACAUGGCUAGACUAGUGGCACAGCGUGGUGUAAAUGUUACUAUUAUCACAACCCCUCUAAAUGCUUCGCGAUUCAAAACAAUUGUUGAUAGAGCCAUUGAAUCUGGGCUCCAUAUCCAACUUUUCCAAGUUCCAUUUCCAUAUUCAGAAGCUGGCUUGCCUAAUGGAUGUGAGAGCAUGGAUGCACUCCCUUCACGAGAUAUGUUCAAAAAUCUCCUUGUUGCCAUUAGUAUGCUACAAAAACCAAUUGAAAAAAUCCUUGAUGAGUUACAGCCUCAACCCAGUUGUAUAAUUUCUGAUAAAAAUCUUGUUUGGAGUCACCAUACUGCUCAAAAGUAUCGGAUUCCAAGGCUUGUAUUUGAUGGGACAAGUUGCUUUUCUCUGUUGUGUACACAUAAUAUAUUAGCUACUAAGAUUCAUGAAAAUGUUUCUGAGUUUGAGCCAUUUGUGAUCCCUGGUUUGCCUGACCGAAUACAAAUAACAAAAGCUCAGCUACCUAAUGCUGUCAAUAUGGGCUCAUCGGAUGCUAGAGAACUCCGCUAUGAGAUUAGAAACACUGAGCUAGCUGCCUAUGGAGUGGUAGUAAACACUUUUGAGGAGCUGGAAUCAUCUUAUAUUAAAGAAUUUCGAAAGGUUAGGGGAGAUAAAGUUUGGUGCAUAGGACCAGUGUCAUUAUGCAACAAGGAGAAUUUGGAUAAAUUUGAGAGAGGCGACAAAGCCUCAAUUGAUGGAGACCACUGUUUAAAAUGGCUUGAUUUACAGGAUCCUAGUUCUGUAGUCUAUGUUUGUCUAGGAAGCCUGAGUCGCCUGGCAGCACCACAACUGAUAGAUCUUGGCCUAGCCUUAGAAGCAUCCAGCCGACCUUUUAUUUGGGUUAUCAAAACUGGGAAUAAAGAGUUUGAGAAAUGGAUAUCAGAGGAAAAUUUUGAAGACAGAAUCAAAGGAAGAGGGCUUGUAAUUCGUGGUUGGGCUCCACAGGUUCUAAUUUUAUCUCACCCAGCCAUUGGAGGAUUCUUGACGCAUUGUGGUUGGAACUCAACUCUAGAAGGGAUAUGCGCAGGUGUGCCAAUGGCGACAUGGCCUCUGUCUGCUGAGCAGUUCUAUAAUGAGAAGUUUAUGCAGGUUGUGAAAAUUAGUGUGAGGUUGGGGUCUGAGUUUUCGGUGAAAUGGGGGGAAGAAGACAAGUUUGGAGUAUUGAUAAAACGGGAAAGAAUUCAAAAAGCUAUAGAAGAACUAAUGGGAGGAGGAGAGGAAGCAAAGAAGAGAAGAAAAAGAGCAAAAGAAGUUGGAGAGAUUGCAAAAGCUGCGUUAGAAGAAGGGGGGUCUUCUUAUCUUAAUUUGACAUUGUUAAUCCAAGAUAUUAUGCAACAAGCUGAAACUAAUUAGUCUCCCGUUUUCUCCUGUAAUGAUUUUAGACUGGUUGUAAACAAAUUGUUGCUUCAUCGGCAAUAGAAUAGGACAAAUCAGAUAAUUACAUACAGAAACUCUGAAAUAUGGAUACCAUAUGAUGCCAGUCAAGUCUUAAAAUAAUUGAACUCACACUCUCUGUUCUUGUUAGUAAUUACAUGCAGAAACUGUAUAACAUGAUGGAAUGCAUGAUGUCA